This is a messenger RNA of Microdochium trichocladiopsis, 486 nucleotides long. RefSeq lists its product as uncharacterized. The record is from RefSeq and is a predicted model, not a curated record. The coding region runs from base 80 to 370 and encodes 96 amino acids. Lineage: Eukaryota; Fungi; Ascomycota; Sordariomycetes; Xylariales; Microdochiaceae. The transcript has 2 exons.
GCGAAACUCCGAUCCUCAAUCCACUUCACUCCUUCACUCCACAACCUUCUACUAGUUCACACUUCUCACAACCGCCAAAAUGGUUCGCAUCUUCUCCCUCGUCUCUCUUCUAGUCGCCAGCGCCAUCACCGCCCAAGCCGCCCAAUUCUGCCAGUGCCUCUUCCAGGACGGCUCGCACUGCUGCGUUUACUCGGACCCCGCGAUUGGCAACCUCGACUGCCAGCGCUGGUGCACAAACGCCCACCGCGCCGAUGGUGCGACCAACCCAAACAACCCUCUCGAGGUUGGUACCGCCUGCGCCGCCGGUGGAAAGUACGCCACUGUCAGUGGCUGGAACGCUCAGUUCCGCACCUCUUGCUACAAGCAGUAGAUCAUUAUCCGCUUGAGUCGGCUGCGGCUCUCAAUGGACAACGAGGAGGGGGAUAAUGGUGAAGACGUGGCGACAACCUUUUGUAAUGUCGGGAGAAGUAGAAGUACCAUAGACGA